CAUCACUAGGACAAUUAUUACAAUGGCUAAAGCUCCUAAGAGUUCCAGACCAGCACGAGAUGACUCUGUGAAAGUCGCACAUGUUCUCGGUGGUGGGUCUGCUAAAAUUAAGAAGAAAAUAAGAGAUAUCGAAAGAUUAUUAAAGAAAGACAAUUUACCAGCUACCGUAAGAGUAGAGAAUGAAAGAUCAUUAAAGGCAUUAAAAGUAGAAUUAGGAAAUGCUCAAGUGAACUUACGAGCCAAGGAAAUCUCCAAGAAGUAUCAUAUGGUUCGAUUCUUUGAGAAAAAGAAGGCCAUUCGGAAAUUAAAGCAAGCCAAAAAGGAAUUUGAAGAUGUAUCAAAAGGUGGUGUAAGAAAAGAUAUAAAGAAAGCUAGAAAGAAGUUAAGACAUUGUGAAGUGGAUUUGGUAUAUACAGUAUUGUUUCCUAAAUCGGAAAAGUACAUCUCAUUAUAUCCUAAUCCUAAAGAAAAUGAUCAAGUAGAUAUGUCUAAUCCUCGAGCUAAAAAGGGAGCUCAGUUAACAGAAACAAGAAAGAGACAACUUAUAAGUGAAGCUGAACAACUCUUGGAACAAAAUAAAUUACCAUUCUCUUUGGAUGAUGUUAUCCAAGGUAAAUCCGUAAAAUUAGACGAUACUCAUAAGGAAGUAGCUACUGAAGAAAUCGAUGCUGCUGAAGAAAAAGUCACUGAAGAAGAUGAUUUCUUUGAGUAAUGAUAGAUCUGUAUAUUAGAACUAGUACUGAAUACAAGUAGUACUAUAAAUUC
Molecule: messenger RNA, 765 nt
Organism: Scheffersomyces amazonensis
Lineage: Eukaryota; Fungi; Ascomycota; Pichiomycetes; Serinales; Debaryomycetaceae
Exons: 1
Coding region: 23-712 (229 amino acids)
Biological process (GO): maturation of SSU-rRNA from tricistronic rRNA transcript (SSU-rRNA, 5.8S rRNA, LSU-rRNA)
Cellular component (GO): preribosome, small subunit precursor; nucleolus
Source: RefSeq, a predicted model, not a curated record